Molecule: messenger RNA, 2066 nt
Organism: Andrographis paniculata
Lineage: Eukaryota; Viridiplantae; Streptophyta; Magnoliopsida; Lamiales; Acanthaceae
Exons: 2
Coding region: 43-1836 (597 amino acids)
Source: RefSeq, a predicted model, not a curated record
UUUCUGCCGUCAGUUUAAUUUGUCUGAUUGGCAAAAGGUGUUAUGUCGAGGAAUUACGACAACUGGGAGAGGCUAGUUGCCGCCACGCUCGACCGCCAGAAGCUCCGGGACCUCGCGCUUGCUUCUUCCGCCGACACCAGCUUCACCAGCUCCGUCCCACCUUGUUUCGACUCCUCCUUCACUUUCAAGUUCAGAUCCUCCUCGCGCAACCAUGUCUCUGGGAUGCCCUAUUUCCGUUCGGCGAUUCGAUUGGCGGAUGAUGCAGUUAGGGUUUGCGAAAAUCCUACUUCCUUCAAGCCACAAUGCUCUCAGAUCAAAAUCAAAGCUCUAAAGGUUGCUCAGCUCCUGCGCCAGGCGAUGCUCGCGGACCACGAGCUGUACGAUCGACCUGCGCGCCGCGUAAUGGAAUCGACGGAGACCGUACUGAAACGAGCGAUUUCGCUGGUGCUGCGAUGCCGAGGGCUAAAACGAGUGUUCACAGCAAUUGCUCCUUCUUCCUUCCCGAACAUCUCCUCUCUGCUCGAACACUCCAUAGCCAACAUCCGUUGGCUCCUCAGCGACGGCCAGUACCACGGCGUCCCUCCGAUUGCCGCCGACGAACCGGUCCUCUGUGACAUUUGGGUUCUGAUUGCAAUUCUUCACACCGGUUCAGCUGAGGACCGGUCCAAUGCUGUGGCCUCUCUGCUUUCCUUAGCUCACCAGAGUGAUGUUUACAGAAAGUUGAUUGUUGAAGAAGGGGGUGGAGUUGAGCCAUUCUUGAGAUUAGUACUCGAAGGAACUCCGAAAUCGCAGGCGAAUGCAGUUAUGGUGAUCACAUUGCUCGGGAAGGAACAUCGUUGGGUGAUUGACGACAUGGUUUCGACAGCAUUUGUGUCAAUCCUCAGAGAAGCUCCUCUGAUCAAGCUGCAGGGGACUGUGGCGUGGGCUGUGUCGGAGCUUGCCGAGAUUCUCGUCGAUUACGAGAGGUAUAAUUUCGUGCACUUGCUUAGCCAUUUAGCGUUCAAAACUUUACCGGAAGAUAGGAAGGUCUACUUGGCGCGAGCAACAAGGUCGGAUAGCUCCGGCGACGAGCGCGGAGCUUCGAUGUCCUGUAAUUGUGAUCAAACAUUAGAAAUGUCGGAUCUUGCGACGGAUGAUUAUAUAAAAGUAAUGGCUACGAGGGCCCUCUGGCGCCUCGCCAUUGCCAACAUGUGGAAUUGCCGAAUCAUCACAGAGUCGAAAGCUUUGACGUGCUUUGCGUUCUUUUUAGAGAAAGGACCUAAGGAAGCUCGAUACAACUCUGCCAUGGCGUUGACGGAGAUCACUGCCGAGGCUGAGCAGAACACCGAGCUGAGACGGUUGGCGUUCAAGCUGAACUUGCCGGCGUACAAAGCCGUGGUCUAUCAGCUCCUCAAAGUCAUCGAUCAUGCAGAAUCAGCGAAUUUGAUUCCCUGCGUCAAGAUUCUCGGAAAUCUUGCGAGGACGUUUAAGGCUACCGAGACGGCGAGGAUGAUAACCUCUCUAGUGAAGCUGCUGGAUGCGAAGGAGGCUACCGUUGUUAAGGAAGUUUGCGUCGCGCUGGCUAAGUUUGUGUGCUCGGAUAACAAGCUCAGAUGGUACCAUUCGAAAGCGAUUGUCGAUGCCGGAGGGGAGAACUUGUUGGUUCGACUCGUGCGCGGUGGAACGCAGACUGCUGCCGUUCGACGUUCUGCGUUGACGUUGCUUUGCCAUGUUGCUUCGAAUCUUAUGUGUGACGAAGCUGUGGUGCUUACGACACUUCGGUGGGCGUUGAAACAGGCGUCGUUGGUACAAUUCGAUGACGUCGAUCGCCGGCUGCCGGGAAUGAUGCUGCAUUAGUACUCUUGGGACUAACUCCGGCGAACAUGGCCUUGGAUGGUUGGGGGGGUGCAUACUUUGUUGUGAAGUUAAGAACAUCUUUUGUAGAUAAAAUCAGGUAAGUAGCAAUCGUAAUAUUAUUAUUAUUACACAUUGUACUUUUAAUUAGAAUUCUUCGUGUAAAAUUGUAGAUGAAACGACUUAUUUCUUUCGAUGCUUAAUUAUUUAUUUAUUAUGUAUAUAUAUAUUGA